Messenger RNA from Hibiscus syriacus, 1803 nucleotides. RefSeq lists its product as uncharacterized. Bases 26 to 1687 code for a protein of 553 amino acids. The transcript is spliced from 2 exons. Lineage: Eukaryota; Viridiplantae; Streptophyta; Magnoliopsida; Malvales; Malvaceae. The record is from RefSeq and is a predicted model, not a curated record.
UCAGCAUACUGUUGAAACCACAACUAUGGGGAAUUGUCUAACAUCGUCUUGUCCCAAAGAUGUCUUAAAAAAGAAGAGGGCUUUGCCGAUCGAAAGCGCCUUCACGCUUCCGUCUCCUUUACCAGAAUGGCCUCCAGGGGAAGGGUUUGCAAGUGGAACUAUUGAUCUUGGUGGAAUACAUGUGUGCCAGUGUGACAUGUCAUCUUCCUCAAAAGUCUGGACCACACACGAAGGAGGACCGGAAAAUCUUGGUGCGUCGUUUUUCGAACCGUCAUCGGUACCGGAUGGGUACUACAUGCUAGGCUGCUAUGCUCAACCCAACAACAGGUUGCUUUCCGGUUGGGUUCUAGCAGCCAAAGAUGAGAGUUCGGAUGAUUCUUUACUCAAACAGCCCGUCGAUUACACCCUCGUUUGGAGCAGUGAGUCCUUGAAAAUCAAGCAAGAUGGCAAUGGCUACAUUUGGUUACCCGUAGCCCCACAAGGAUACAAGGCAGUCGGGCAUGUCGUAACCAACACCAACGCCAAGCCUUCGCCGGACAAAAUCCGCUGCGUUCGAUCCGAUUUCACCGACGAAGCUGAGAAUUAUACAUGGAUAUGGGGACCUGGUAAAGACAUGAAUGCAAAUGAAAUCAACUUUUUCAGUUCAAGGCCAGUAAAUAGAGGAACACAAGACAUGGGAGUUUGUGUGGGCACAUUUGUCGCCCAAAAGUCUUCUCUAGCAUGCUUGAAAAACGUCAAACCUAACUUAUCUUGCAUGCCAAAUCUCGAACAAAUCGACACCUUGUUCAAAGCUUACUCUCCAUGGAUUUAUUUCCACCCUAAAGAAGCUUAUCUCCCCUCGUCCGUCACAUGGUUUUUUAUGAACGGUGCAUUACUGUACACUACCGGCGAAGAAUCGAAACCGGUUCCGAUAGAACAAACGGGUUCCAACCUUCCCCAAGGCGGUUCAAACGACGGCAAGUAUUGGUUGGAUCUUCCGGUGGACGAAGCAAACAAGGAAAGAGUAAAGAAAGGAGAUUUACAAAACUCCCAAGUUUAUCUGCAUGUAAAACCCAUGUUGGGCGCAACGUAUACGGACAUAGCUAUAUGGGUGUUUUACCCUUUCAAUGGACCAGCAAAGGCCAAAGUGGAACUCAUCGACAUUCCAUUAGGAAAGAUAGGCGAACACGUCGGUGAUUGGGAGCAUGUAACAUUGAGAAUCAGCAACUUCAACGGAGAAUUACACCGCAUGUAUUUCUCCGAACACAGUGGAGGUUCAUGGGUGGAUGGGUCGGAUCUGGAGUUCCAACACGGGAAUAAGCCUUGUGCUUAUUCAUCGUUGCAUGGCCACGCCAUGUACUCGAAACCCGGACUGGUUUUGCAGGGAAGUGGUGGGAUAGGGAUUCGGAAUGACACUGCAAAGAGUAAGAUUGUUAUGGAUACAGGGCUGCAGUUUUCGGUUGUUGCGGCCGAGUACUUGGGUACCACCGCCGUUGUGGAGCCGCCGUGGCUGAACUAUUUCAGGAAAUGGGGUCCGAAUAUUAGUUAUGACUUGGCGGAUGAGAUCAAGAAGGUGGAGAAAAUAUUGCCAGGAAAGCUUAAAACGGCGUUUGAGAAAUUUGUGAAUGGGCUGCCGAAUGAAGUGCUUGGGGAAGAAGGGCCAACGGGUCCCAAGGUGAAAAGGAACUGGAACGGAGACGAGAUUUAGAAUGUUGUGGCAUCCAUGCUUCUUACUUACAAGGCUCGGGAAAUAUCAAAACUUCCUAUCUUGUAUAUAAUUAAAUUACAUUUGACAAUAAAUAAAUGGCAUUAAUUUAUUUAGUA